UCUGAUUUAUCAUCCUUUAUCAUUUUCUGUUCAUUGAGUAGCUGAAUCAUCCGAAAACUGUUUUGCCUCCUCAAAAUCAGAAAGUACUCAACAACUGGAAUUGUCAAGCUGAAGCUGAAGAUGGCGAGCGAGGGGAAUACCCAAAUCUACCACGAGCGCCAGAAGCUUCAGUUUUGCCUCUUACACGCCCUCAACAAUCUCUUCCAGCAAAAAGAUGCGUUUUCUCGACCAAGAUUGAAUGAGAUUGCUGAAAGACUUGGCGUGGAAGAAACCAACAAGGAAACAUGGACACCCUUAUCUGUGCUCUUCAAACCCCAUCAUAAUGCACUUACUGGAAACUAUGACAUUAAUGUGCUAAUUGCCGCUUUAGAAGAUAAGGGGAAGAAUGUAGUUUGGCAUGAUCGUCGCAAGGGGGCAAAUACAAUUGAUCUAGAUGGGGCUGAAGAUGCUUUGAUGGGUAUUCUGCUUAAUGUUCCGGUUAAGAGAUUUGCGGGGCUGUGGAAAAGUAGGCAUUGGGUUACGUUGAGGAAGAUUGAUGGGGUUUGGUAUGAUUUGGAUAGUGAUCUUGUUGUUCCUCAGGCCUUCGAAGACAGUGGAAGAGUUAGAGAGUUCUUGGAUUACAUCAUUGGUCAUGGUGGAGAGGUUUUGCUUAUUAUGAAUAAUGAACAGAUCACAUUAUAUGCUUGCUCUACGUGCAAGAAACUGCUUUCACAAGGACGGAUUGGCAUUAGUGAGAAAGCUGCCAAUUAGCUAAAGUUCAUUUUUUGGUUACUGCUUGAAAUAUUUCUCACCCGUCCCAAUCCUCCUUUUGGCAUAUCCUUUUGACCUUCUUCUACCCUUGUGCUUUACAUUAGCUAUAAAGUU
Molecule: messenger RNA, 864 nt
Organism: Argentina anserina (silverweed cinquefoil)
Lineage: Eukaryota; Viridiplantae; Streptophyta; Magnoliopsida; Rosales; Rosaceae
Product: josephin-like protein
Exons: 3
Coding region: 121-750 (209 amino acids)
Biological process (GO): protein deubiquitination
Molecular function (GO): cysteine-type deubiquitinase activity
Source: RefSeq, a predicted model, not a curated record